Messenger RNA from Parasteatoda tepidariorum (common house spider), 1279 nucleotides. Its product is annotated as suppressor of SWI4 1 homolog. Gene Ontology annotation, molecular function: rRNA binding. Gene Ontology annotation, cellular component: preribosome, large subunit precursor. Gene Ontology annotation, biological process: ribosomal large subunit assembly; rRNA processing. The record is from RefSeq and is a predicted model, not a curated record. NCBI's taxonomy places the organism in Eukaryota, Metazoa, Arthropoda, Arachnida, Araneae, Theridiidae.
UAAGUUUACAAUUGAACAAAUACAAACCAGCAACAGCGUAAGAUUGAUUAUAAAAAUUUAAAAGUUUCUUGUUCUCCUGUACUAAUUCCUCACGUGUAGUAGUGUUACAAUAAUAUAUAUAUUUAUUAAAAAUAUGGGGAAAAUGAAGCAUAAGAGAGGUAAAGCUGCAAAAAAUGCACAAAAAAGAAUUGAUGAACCCGAGGCACUUGCACCUCAUUCCUUUGUUAUAAACAGAGGAAAGCUUGGAAAGAAUGGACACGAAUUAUUGCUAAAUUUUCGAAAAAUAAUGGAACCAUAUACCGCUUCUCAAUUAAAGGUACAAAAAGCGAAUGUAUUGAAAGAUUUCGUUCAUAUAGCGGGUCCUUUAAAUGUUACACAUUUAGUAGUUUUCACUAAGACUGAAAAUGCAAUCUAUUUGAGAACAGCAAAACUUCCACAUGGUCCUACAUUGACCUACCAAGUAAAAGAGUACUCUUUAAUUAAAGAUAUUAUAUCUUCUCAAAAGAAAUCUGUAAUUUAUGAAAAAUUGUUUCGUCAUCAACCUCUUCUUGUUUUAAAUAACUUCUCUGGUGAUGGUGUGCAUUUGAAGCUAAUGGCUACAACAUUUCAACACAUGUUCCCAUCUAUAAAUGUUAACAAGACAAACUUAAAUACUAUUCGAAGAUGUUUAUUCUUAAACUAUAACGAAGACAAAACUGUGGAUUUGAGACAAUAUGCCAUAAAAGUUGUUCCUACAGGAAUAAGUAAGGCUGUUAAAAAACUUAUCCAAUCAAAAGUUCCAAAUUUAAGUCAGCAUAAAGAUAUUUCAGACUUCAUUGAAAAAUCUGGUAAUCUUUCUGAGAGUGAAGUUGAAUUUGAUGGUGCAACAAAUACGGUUACUUUACCUCAGCCAAUAUCAUCACGAGGGAACAUAGCUUUUGAAAAAAGUGCCAUACGGUUUUAUGAAAUUGGUCCAAGAAUGACAUUGCAACUAAUGAAAAUUGAAGAAGGUCUUAUGAGCGGGGAAGUUCUUUUCCAUCAGUUUGUAUCUAAAACUCCAGAAGAAAUUAAAGUUUUGAAAGAAAGGUGUAAGGAAAAAAAGAGUGCAGAAUAUGACCUAUUGCGCAUGCAAAGUUUGGAAGAUAAUUAGUGUGCCACAAGGAAAAUUUCCCUUCCUAGAGCUUUUUGAGUAAAGAUCUAAAAUAUAUAACUGAAAAUAUAUUUAAAAAUGUUUGCUCAUUAAAAUACCAUGUGAUAUUUCUUUUCUAAUAGGAUAAUAAAAAUUUCUGAUUAAUAGGAA